This is a messenger RNA of Dovyalis caffra, 378 nucleotides long. The record is from the annotation of a GenBank genome assembly. NCBI's taxonomy places the organism in Eukaryota, Viridiplantae, Streptophyta, Magnoliopsida, Malpighiales, Salicaceae.
AUGCCUGAAGGUUUCUACUGCAAUAGGUGGCAGGAGCCAGGCAGAGCUGAAGCAGAUUUCGGGCGCUUUGAUGUUAAGACAGUGGUAAGAAACAUCUACAUUCUCUUCUCUGGAACUCAACCACCAACAGCUAGAGAGGACCAAGAGAUCAUGGACUUGGUUGAACCAUCUACUACCCUACCACCAUGGUUCUGGGAAGAAGAUUUUAUAGUCUAUGCAUCCUUGUAUGAGAAGUCUGGAUUUCGUUAUCCAUUGCAGGUUCCAUACAGGACUUUAGGCGUAGAUUGUGGAAUAACUGAUCCAAAAGUUGUAGCACCAACAUUGCUGAUUAUGGGGGAGAAGGACUCUGCGCUUAGCAUCCCAGGUCUUGCAGACUAA